AUUUAUAGGCAUGAAGGGAAAAGAAUAGAUGAGGAAUCUACAUUUUACAAUGUGGUGCAUUAAAUUCUCGUGGAUCGUUGGAAUAAAAACAAUACUCCUCUCCAUUGUAUGGCACAUUCAUUGAAUCCAAAAUAUUAUAGUGAUGAGUGGCUCCAUGAGGAUCAAAAUAGAGUUCCUCCACAUAGGGAUGAAGAGGUGACACGUGAGAGGAACAAGUGUUUUAAGAGGUAUUUUGAAGAUAUCACAGAGCGAACCAAGGUGAUAACUGAGUUUGGAAAAUUUUCGGGUUAUGUUGAAGCAUUCUCGGAGUAUGAUUCUAUUCAUAAUAGGUGGCACAUGGACCCUUAUACUUGGUGGUGUGCAUAUGGUGCAUAUGCACCAUCUCUUCAAAAACUAGCUUUGAGAUUACUUGUGCAACCCGCCUCUUCAUCUUGUUGUGAGAGAAAUUGGAGUACUUACUCCUUUAUUCACUCAGUGAGAAGGAACAAAAUGGUCCCUCAAAGAGCGGAGGACUUGGUGUUCAUUCAUAGCAAUCUUCGUCUUUUAUCAAGGAGGAGCUCCCAAUACUUGCAAGGAGAGACAAAAAUGUGGGACAUUGCUGGAGAUAACUUUGACUCACUUGAUGAUAUUGGAAUGCUUGGGAUAGCUAACCUCUCACUUGAUGAACCGGCUAUGGAGGCGGUCCUAUUUACAGAUGAAGGAGAAGAUGGAGGUGGUGGUGAAGAUGUUGUAAUAGUUUCCUCUACUUAAAUUCACAUUUUCUGAUAUUUAUGGAUUUUGUAAUAGAUGAUAGUUAUUGGUACAUUGGAUAAUUUUAUAUUUUGUGGUUUGAUUUUCAUGCAUUUUGUAACAAUUGAUGGUUGGUAGCUUCAAAUGACAUGUUAUGUAUUGAUGGAAUGCAAUUUUAUGUUAUUUCAA
Molecule: messenger RNA, 918 nt
Organism: Camellia sinensis
Lineage: Eukaryota; Viridiplantae; Streptophyta; Magnoliopsida; Ericales; Theaceae
Source: RefSeq, a predicted model, not a curated record